Sarcophilus harrisii (Tasmanian devil) is the source of this 1083-nucleotide messenger RNA. Its product is annotated as olfactory receptor 5V1-like. NCBI's taxonomy places the organism in Eukaryota, Metazoa, Chordata, Mammalia, Dasyuromorphia, Dasyuridae. Gene Ontology annotation, molecular function: G protein-coupled receptor activity; olfactory receptor activity. The transcript has 2 exons. The record is from RefSeq and is a predicted model, not a curated record. Gene Ontology annotation, biological process: G protein-coupled receptor signaling pathway. Gene Ontology annotation, cellular component: membrane. Bases 1 to 1083 code for a protein of 360 amino acids.
AUGAAGGUUGCUUUGGAGAGAGUAGAGAACAGGGAGAAGAAUACUUGCUUUGAGGCUGCUAGAGCAGUGCACUUGGCGAUGAGGGGCAGUGGGAACAGUGGGAACACUCUGCAGGACAUUAAAGAAAGGGGAAACCAAACAGUUGUCACUGAAUUCAUCUUCCUGGGGUUUUCCAACCACCCAGAAUUGCAAGGAUUGUUCUUCCUGAUAUUUUUAGUUGUGUAUCUGGUAACUCUUCUGGGUAACCUUCUCAUAUUAGCAGCAAUCAGAAUCAAUCCUGUUCUUCAUACCCCUAUGUACUAUUUCCUCAGCAACUUGUCCUCCCUGGACAUCUGCUACACCUCCACCACUGUCCCCAUCAUGCUGGUGAAUUUUUUCCGAGAGAAGAAGACCAUUACCUAUGACGAUUGCCUGAGUCAACUCUUCUUCCUUGUUGCUUUUGCAGGCUCUGAGUGUGUCUUGUUGGCUGCUAUGGCUUAUGACAGGUUUGUAGCCAUUUGCCAUCCAUUACGCUACCCAGUCCUCAUGAGCAAGAGGGUCUGUGGCUACUUAGCAGCUGGGUCUUGGUUGUGUGGGUUAGUGAACUCUCUGGUCCACACAGGGCUGACAGCAACUCUCACUUUGUGUGGUCCCAACCAGAUCAACCAUUUUCUCUGUGACAUCCCCCUACUCCUGAAGCUCUCCUGCUCAGACACUUCAAUCAAUGAGGUUGCACUCUAUAUAUCCAGUGCCAUCAUUGGUCUGAGCCCCUGCCUCUUCACUGCUGUCUCCUAUAUCCUCAUUAUCUCUGCUAUCUUAAAAAUCCAGUCUGCUCAAGGACGGCAAAAAGCCUUCUCCACCUGUGCUUCUCACCUCACUGUGGUGGUCAUCUACUAUGGAACUGGAAACUUCAACUAUGAUCAGCCCAGCUCAGGCUACUCCCUGGAUGUAGAUAUGUUGGUCUCAGUUCUCUUCUGUAUUGUUACUCCUAUGUUAAAUCCCAUCAUCUACAGCCUGAGAAACAAGGAAGUAAAAUUUGCCUUGCGGAAACUAUGUGAAGGACAUAUUUUAUCCAGUGAUUCCAGUGUUCAAAUCAGAUCUUAA